Messenger RNA from Gigantopelta aegis, 1042 nucleotides. RefSeq lists its product as uncharacterized. NCBI's taxonomy places the organism in Eukaryota, Metazoa, Mollusca, Gastropoda, Neomphalida, Peltospiridae. The coding region runs from base 134 to 550 and encodes 138 amino acids. The record is from RefSeq and is a predicted model, not a curated record. The transcript is spliced from 5 exons.
GACGUUGCUUCUUUUGAAAGAAGGAAAAAAAAAACAGUUUGCCUUCUGCCUUUGUUUCAAAAUCAUUAAUACAAAGCGCAGACGGUUUGUAACCAUUGCUGGCAAACGUUUUUAAUCUUCUGUAGGUAAAUAUAUGGUAAGGGUAAGAAGUACCAACGACGACGAAGUAAGAGGAACUAGUGGGUGGAAAAAAGGGAAGAGGCUGUUUAAGGGGCCCACGUGGCAAAGAGCUCAUCUCCCAGGGAAAGAACCCUGCAGAAAACUCCAAUCCCUGCCCUGGGAUGGACUGAAGACCUCACUUAGCCAUGACGAGACUCGCAGUGAGGCAGAAACUGGCACACGCUGCAAAAGAAGAGUGAAAAGAAAAACAGGCACAGGAAAGAUAUCUGCAGGGAAUUGCACCACCCUCAAUGUACAUGUCAGCCUCCAGUUACACCCUACCUACCAGACACCCGGCACCCCUGUACCCUCCAGCUUCUGCCUGACACACGGAAUCUGGCAUGGCACAUGUGAGAUACAGGCCAACCCCCAGACUCAGAUCUCAGAAUAGAAGAGAUGCGCUCGAAAAUGAGGACCUCGGCUGCGCGUGACAGAUACCAUUCCGGGCAGAGCCAUGAGAAGAAAGAAUCCCAACCCAGAGACAGCGAGUCGCCUGACAUAUAUUAUAAUCGGUUUGCACCAACCAGUCCAAUUUCGAUUACACAAUUAGUUAGAUCGAGCUAUGUGAACAUAUGUAAGAAGGAUUUGAAUUUUACGACCAUUAACUUCUAAUCGCUAAUUUUAUAUAUCUUUCAUAUAACUGAAGUUGAAGUUUGUUUUGUUCAACAACACUAUAUACUAGAACACAUUGAUUUAUUAAUCAUCACCUGUUGGAUGUGAAAUAUUUGGGUUUUUAUUACAUGUGUUCUUGUAGUCUAUAAGAAAAAUUAACCCUCUAUAUUUUUGCCUUAGAAGUAACAGAUCUUUUUUUGUGCACUUUCCGACAGACAGGACAGCACAUACAUGUCAUUUGAUACACAUACAUGUCCUUUGAUAUAUAUAU